AUGCCAUCGGCACCGACUCCAGAACACUUGCCGAUAAUUCCAGCCUCGCUCGAAGGACACUCUAUCGUCGGAGUCGGCGUGCCAGUCGGGGUUGGGUUGGCUUUUUGGGUCGGCGGCGGUGGGCCAACUGAGCAUAAGUCGAAAAACAAACAGUCACCACAUGUGGCGCUGUGCCAGGUCAGUCAUGUAGUCGUUCCUGCUGCCGGCCAGGUAAAUAUCACCACAUCGGUGUCGGAGCUGGAAUUAGGCGACAGUGAACCAGGAGCGAAGGCCGGAGCCGACGUGGUGCUCAACACUGAUGCGGUGGAAAGUCUGUCCGUGGCAAGACUCGGGCUUGGCCGUCAUGCGCGACACACGAUGCUGCGCCAAGUCGGCGAGGUCGACGUCGCCGCGGCCGGCUGGGUAAAUAUCACCCCGCAGGCGUCGGAGCUGGAGUUGGCGUCGAGCAUGGACUAG
Messenger RNA from Prorocentrum cordatum, 456 nucleotides. Lineage: Eukaryota; Dinophyceae; Prorocentrales; Prorocentraceae. The record is from the annotation of a GenBank genome assembly.